AUGGCCAACGACGGCGUACAUACUGCCUUUGCCAGGGCAUCCAGACGACGCUCCUGCAACGAAUGCCGCACCCGUCGGACACGAUGCGAACUGAAGAGCCAGCCCGAUGGGUCCAUGAAAUGUCUCUGGUGUAUUAAGUACGGUAAGGAAUGCGAUCUGCCGGACGACGAGUCUCUCCAGCAGAAUACUCCAAGACCACCAAAUGACGGUUCGAUGAUUAUGAACGGACAAACGUCCGCUCAUGCGGGCUUCCAGCUUUCCGAUCAAUCUUUUCUCCCCACUGAAGAGUCGAGAGAAAAAAUCUUACGAAUCCGUCAGAAUAUCACGGAAAAUAACUAUCAACCCUGGACAGAUAUUGAGGGCACGGACAAGUUGUACAUCGACCCGCCGCUCGCAAAAUAUAUAGAAAACGAACUCUUCUUUGCGAAAGUACAACCCUACAUCCCAAUAAUUACCAGGCAGUAUGUAAAGACAAACAAAAUAUCCCCACUCCUGCGCGCCGCCAUGUACGGCGUGGCUGCAAGAUUGAACGGGGUGCUUGUUUCAAGUCGAGACUUUGUCCACAUUAAGCAAGUCCUACAUGCACAGCUUAUGAGGUUGAUGAACAAUUAUAAGCCGUCUCUACAGGCAUUGAUGGCUUUAACGUUGAUUCAUCUCACUGUCGAGUUACAAACCGAAGGAAUCCAUGAUACAGAAGCAUGGCCGAUCAGGCUUGGGAUGGCAGUUCGGAUGGCACUGGAGCUGAAACUUCACAGGCGGUCGGCGCAGAGCAAGUAUUCAGAGGAUAUGCAAGAGAUGCGAAGACGGCUAUUCUGGGCUGUCUUCAUCAAAGACCGAUGGACGAGCACAGGAAAAGGGUAUCCUCUAAUGAUAUCCUAUAAUGACAUCGACCUCGACUUCCCAGACGUUAGAAACCUCGAUCCGGGUUUUGAGAACACAAAACAUCACUUCUUCGUUGAGUUAAUACAACAAGCCAUUGUACUUGGUAAAUGCCACUCAGUUGCAUACCGCGCGGAUAGAUUUACACACGUUGAAAAAAGAGACUUCCGCGAAGUCCAAGAUUCCAUAGCAGAGCUCGAGAAUCGUCUUCGCAGAUUCCAGACAAUCUGCAAAGACUAUGACAGCCAAGCGACACUCGCACUAAACUACGCUGCACUUAAACUAAUAUUCUACUACCCUUUCUUUCAGCCAGCCAAUGCCGAAGAGAAGGUCAAGGCAGCAGGGUUCUUGCAAGAUACCGUAAAGGUUCGACGAGAGCUAGCUGAAGCUGCAGUCUAUGCUCUCGGGUACGCAAGUAAAGAAUUGGUCCAUAGCUGUCCUGCAAUAUGGGGUAUUGGCUACUAUGCCCAAGUCCGUUGCUUUCUGGCAGCAUUGAGCAUCAAGCUAGAGACAGCCAUCGAUUACCCCCAGGAGCUGCGAGAGGAAGCCAACAAAGCUUGUGACAAAGUUGUGGAUAUCGCCAGGCACAUGUGUGAGGAGAAGCGGUGGAGCUUUAGACUGAUGUCUGGAACAUUGGUACUAUUCUGCGAAAACGUUGCCGACGAAAGAAAGAAGGCUCUAUCGCCAUCCAUGCAAGACACUGGUUCGGAUGUUACACUCAGCCCUCAGCAGACCGAUGUCAGCUCUACAUCAUCACAAAAACCAAUACGGAAACCAAAAAGAAGUCGAGAAGAAUAUCAUCAUCAUCCCUCACACGAGAUACAUUCGCUCUCGCUCGAUGUUCAAAGUGCGCAGAACUAUGACAUGCGCAUGCACAUGGCGUUCCAAGACCAGAACGAAUAUAUAUCUCCUGUGGACCCGUACGCCAAUGCAUAUACACCUUCAUUUGCUAGCGCCCCGAUGGUCGACGAAUCUUUCAACAUGAUGCCAGAAGGAGCAACGAAUUAUCCCAUGAUGACCAGUGAUGGGUUUGGAAAUAUGAACAGCUGGGACAUGGGAACUAUGUUCCAACAGGAUUUCAAUAUCUUCAACUGGGGAACAAUGGAAGAAUUCCACGAUUCGAAUGGGGUUCCGAAAACCCAAUAUCCCUGA
Orbilia oligospora ATCC 24927 is the source of this 2031-nucleotide messenger RNA. RefSeq lists its product as uncharacterized. Lineage: Eukaryota; Fungi; Ascomycota; Orbiliomycetes; Orbiliales; Orbiliaceae. The record is from RefSeq and is a predicted model, not a curated record. Gene Ontology annotation, molecular function: DNA-binding transcription factor activity, RNA polymerase II-specific; DNA binding; zinc ion binding. Gene Ontology annotation, biological process: DNA-templated transcription; regulation of DNA-templated transcription. The transcript is spliced from 5 exons. The coding region runs from base 1 to 2031 and encodes 676 amino acids.